This is a messenger RNA of Annulohypoxylon maeteangense, 1538 nucleotides long. RefSeq names its product mitochondrial dicarboxylate carrier. The coding region runs from base 367 to 1341 and encodes 324 amino acids. Gene Ontology annotation, molecular function: oxaloacetate transmembrane transporter activity; succinate transmembrane transporter activity; antiporter activity. The transcript is spliced from 3 exons. NCBI's taxonomy places the organism in Eukaryota, Fungi, Ascomycota, Sordariomycetes, Xylariales, Hypoxylaceae. Gene Ontology annotation, biological process: thiosulfate transport; phosphate ion transmembrane transport; oxaloacetate transport. The record is from RefSeq and is a predicted model, not a curated record.
CGGGCGAAAAAGCGCCGCACGAAAAAUAAUAACCGGUUAAGCCGAAGCCGUUUUAUCUCUUUCAAUCCUUUUGGAUGACUCGAAAAAUACAUGCCGUCAGGUUAGCCGCCAACUUUUCCUCCGAGCUGGAUUAACAAUUGCACCAUUCUUUAUGUCUUGGGCUCGCUGUAUUUGGUAGGUGAAGUAUACAUGGACCUCCUACUACCUAUACAAUAUUCCUUACUAUAUUACUCUUUUCGAUCGUCUAUAUAGGCAGAACAGAAAAAAACAGUAAGCAGAGCAGAGAGGCAUAGGGAUGGUGCUUUUUGUCCACUCAACAUUCUACCUACGCCACUUUCGUCUAGUGUAACCCUUCCCAGCAGAAAGAUGGAGUCCGUUACCACUCCCCGGACCUCCAAUGAGUCUCCGGUAGUCGCCGCAACCAACUCCGCGGCCGCCAAGCCCAAGAAUCUGGAGAAGAAGAAAGCGGCAUUGGCACAUGAGCGGAUCUCAUAUCCCUUCUGGUUCGGAGGCAGCGCGAGCAGCUUCGCUGCAUGCGUCACGCACCCGCUCGAUCUCGUCAAGGUGCGGCUGCAACUGCGGUCUGGCGAUGCCCCCAAGAAUAUGAGCGGGACCUUCAUGCACAUUGUACGCUCGCAAGGGCCGCUCGGUCUUUAUAAUGGGCUGACGGCCUCGCUCCUUCGUCAAAUGACGUACUCUACAGUACGUUUCGGAGUAUAUGAAGAGCUGAAGCGGCGAUCGACACCCGAGGGCACAAAGCCGUCCUUGCCGCUCCUGAUCGGGCUCUCCACCUUCUCCGGUUUCCUCGGCGGCAUAUCGGGCAACGCGGCCGAUGUGACUAACGUGCGGAUGCAGCAAGACUUGGCGCUCCCGCCCGCCCAACGGAGGGGAUACAAGCACGGACUAGACGGGAUGUUCCGCAUGCUGCGUGAGGAGGGUGUGAAGAGUUGGUUCCGCGGCGUAUUGCCCAACAGUACGCGCGCUGCGCUCAUGAAUGCCAGCCAGCUAGCCAGUUACGAUACCUUCAAGUCCUUCCUGAUUACCUACACGCCCCUCGGCGACACCACUACCACACACUUCGCUAGCUCAUUGAUCGCCGGCUUCGUCGCUACUACCGUCUGCUCUCCCGUCGACGUCAUCAAGAGCCGAGUGAUGAGCACGAGCCACGAGCAAGGGAUCGCCCAUCUGCUGCGCGAGAUCUACGCUAAGGAGGGCGUGACGUGGAUGUUCAAGGGAUGGGUGCCUGCCUUUUUGAGGUUAGGACCACAAACGAUAUGUACAUUCUUAUUCCUAGAGGCACACCGCAAGGGUUAUAGAAAAUUCAAGGGGCUGGAAGACUGAGCUUCUCUUGGAUGUUACCUUACCUGCUUACAGACCAACUCUCGAUACAGCACUAAUAGAAAGGACUGGAUAUAGAGAUUAUACCUUGGAACAAUGGCGUUUUAGAAUGAGGGCUUUCUGCAUGACCACAGGCGUUUGGGCGGCAUGAUACUUGUAGCUAGACAGCAGCAGACUAAGCGAACAGCCCUUUAUAUUAU